AUGUCGACAGCCCGAUCAGCCCCUGUCGAGAGCACCAACGCUGCGGCUACUGGCCUUUCCGAGCCUAUACCGCUCCCAGAUAGCGCCAAAGAAGACAUCCAUACGGCUGAGCUUCCACAAGAAGUAGAUGUCAUACCGAAUGGGGGUUAUGGAUGGGUCGUUGCUGUCUGUAUUCUCUGUUCGAACGCUGUCACCUGGGGUAACAAUACGACCUAUGGAGUCUUCACGGCGUACUACCUUCAAAACAACUACUUCAACGCCUCGGACCUCGACUAUGCCUGGGUUGGCGGACUGAGCGUCGCCGCUGCGCUGAUCCUCGCACCGCUGGCGAAUUGGUUGACGCAAAGAACCAACUACAGGGUGUCCUUGUUCAUCGGUGCUAGUUUGGUCGUACUGGGCCAGUGCCUAGCUGGGAUUUCGACCAGCUUCGGGCCAUUUCUCGUCUGUCAAGGCCUGGUCUUUGGAGCAGGUCUUGGACUGGUCCUCAUUCCCUCCCUCCCUCUUCUCGCACACUGGUUCGACACCCGCCUCGCUCUCGCCCAAGGCCUCGCAGCGGCCGGCUCAGGCCUAGGCGGUCUCGUCCUGGCCAACACAACUCGUGCGGCGCUCGAGAACCCGCGACUAGGCGUCAAGUGGGCGUUGAUCAUCAAUGGGGGUAUAUCGGCUGCGGUGUUGUUCCCCGCAAUAGCGUUGUUGAGGGGGAGGCAUAAGGCCGUCGGGGCGAGAUCAGCGCCUUAUGAGGCCAAGUGGUUUGUGCACCCUGGCUUCGUCUGGGUACUGCUUUGGGCCUUCUUCGCGAUGAUCGCCUACUUUAUCGCCAUCUACUCCCUCGCAUCUUUCGCCACAUCCGCACUCGGCCUCUCUCAGGGCCAAGGCGCCGCCCUUCAAUCCAUCCUCUCCGCUGGCCAAAUGAUCGGCCGACCCGCGUGGGGUUUUCUCCUCGACAAAGGCGGCCGGAUCAACAUGACCAUCGUCUGCUAUAUCGCCUGCGGCCUCUCCACACUCUGCAUCUGGCUACCCGCGCGCUCAUUCGCCGUCCUCGCCGUCUUUGCGUUUAUCCAGGGCGUAACAGGCGGCACAAUCUGGUCUGCGUCAACGCCUAUCGCUGCCAGGGUCGUAGGCGUCAAAGAUCUCCAGUCGGCCAUGGCGAUCUUCUGGCUGGUCCUCGUCCUUCCGGCGCUGGUCGGUCAGCCAAUAGCCAUUGCGCUCCUCCAGCACUCGACGGGCACGUUGGGGAGACAAGGAGCCGAGGCGUACUAUAUCAGUAUAGGCUUUUGCGGGGGUGUGGCCCUCUUCAGCGCGGCGCUGCUGUACGGGGCUAAGAGACAUCUACAGGGGAAUUGGAGACUCUGGCAAAUUACUUAA
Messenger RNA from Dioszegia hungarica, 1365 nucleotides. Its product is annotated as UM00103-like protein. Bases 1 to 1365 code for a protein of 454 amino acids. The record is from RefSeq and is a predicted model, not a curated record. Gene Ontology annotation, molecular function: transmembrane transporter activity. The transcript is spliced from 5 exons. Gene Ontology annotation, biological process: transmembrane transport. Lineage: Eukaryota; Fungi; Basidiomycota; Tremellomycetes; Tremellales; Bulleribasidiaceae.